Messenger RNA from Dendroctonus ponderosae (mountain pine beetle), 1506 nucleotides. RefSeq names its product Golgi to ER traffic protein 4 homolog B. Bases 28 to 1008 code for a protein of 326 amino acids. The record is from RefSeq and is a predicted model, not a curated record. Gene Ontology annotation, biological process: protein insertion into ER membrane. Gene Ontology annotation, molecular function: protein binding. Lineage: Eukaryota; Metazoa; Arthropoda; Insecta; Coleoptera; Curculionidae. Gene Ontology annotation, cellular component: BAT3 complex; cytosol. The transcript has 6 exons.
UUGACAAUAGCCAUCCAAUAAAUAAAUAUGGCUACGCCAGGAUGCCGAGGAGUUUCCAGACUAUUGGAAAAACUGGAAAACUCAGUGAAAAAUGGCGAAUAUUAUGAAGCCCAUCAGAUGUACAGAACUCUCUACUUUAGGUACGUAGGCCAAAAAAAUUACAAAGAUUUAAAGGAUAUGCUAUACCAAGGGUCAAUAUUGUUCCUCGACGCAAACCAGAAAGCAUCAGGCGCUGAUUUAGGACUGCUUUUGAUUGAUGUGCUCAUCAAAUCUGAAGACAAAAGUACUGAAAUCUGGUGCCGGAAAUUGUCGACGUUAUUUGCAAAAAUUGGCACAACUUAUGCAACAGAAAGAGAUAGUUUUUUGGUGCAAGCUGUAAAGUGGUCAUCAUUAGGGUCUUCCCGAGGAGAUCCCGCUUUACAUCAAUACAUAGCAAAAGUUUACUGGGACGAACUGAAUUACAACCAAGCCAGACACCACUACAUCCACUCGCAAGAUGGGAAAAACUGCGCCAAACUUCUGAUUGAAUUCCAAAUGACCAAAGGAUUCAAAUGUGAAAUAGACCUGUUUGUGGCACAGGCUGUCCUUCAAUUUUUGUGCCUAAGAAAUCAAAUUACCGCUAGUCAAACGUUCACUACUUACACUGAGAAUCACCCGACGAUAAAGAAAACGGAGCCGCCGUACUUGCUGCCCUUGUUAAAUUUCCUCUGGUUCUUGCUGCAAGCUUUGGAAACCAAAAAACUGCAAACAUUCGCCGUCCUUUGUGAGCAAUAUCAAAAAUCGCUUGAACGAGAUCCAUGUUAUCUGCAAUAUCUGGACAAAAUAGGGCAGUUAUUCUUUGGUUUAAAGCCCCCUCAGCCCAAGAAAUCAGGCGGGCUGUUUGGCAGCCUGAUCGAUAAUUUUUUAGAAGGUUUAGAGGAUGGCAGUGAUGAUGAUGACGAGUCGGCCCGAGGCAACCCAGCCCCGUCCACAUCACGGCAACUUCUGGAAAGCGCUGAUCUUGACUAAUAGCCACCUAACUGACUUCCGUUAAUGUAUAUUUAGUAGCUUAUGAUUAAACUAAAACAGUUUGUACAUAAAAAACCGAUGUUGGGUGAUUCAUCGAGAAAACUCAGUGCUGAAACUGCGUUAGUUUGUGACAUUGGGGCAAUUUCUUCUCAUUGCUGAAAGUUGAACUGCAAAAGACCGGUCGGUUUAUAACGACGACCUCGGAGAUUUUAUUUGUAUUACUAGACAGAAAUGUAGUUUUUCAUAAGGUGUUGAAUGAAGAUGAAAGGAAAUUUUUGGGAGUGAGCGUCUGUGACCAGUUUGACUCAACUGCAGUGAAAUUUUCUAGUGAUUUUCAAAUUUUGGAAACGUUUUGGUUUUAACGUUGUUUUGUUUUCAUCAAUGAUUAUUUGUUUUUCAUCAGCUUGAUAACUUGAACGCAAUUGUAGAACAAUUAUCUUUAGGUACUUUUGGACGUAAACGGAUUUUCUUGAAAAAUUAAAAAUGCCCUUAAAUUGA